Messenger RNA from Closterium sp. NIES-67, 2257 nucleotides. The record is from the annotation of a GenBank genome assembly. NCBI's taxonomy places the organism in Eukaryota, Viridiplantae, Streptophyta, Zygnematophyceae, Desmidiales, Closteriaceae.
AUUCUAGAACCAGGCGUGGUUACUAGGAGCCAGCACACACUACACACAGUGGUAGUAGUCUGUUGGCAGACAAGGUGAUCCGAAUCAAUUAUCGAGUUUUAGAAUCCAGAUUACGUAUUGAGUUUAAUACAUCGGGUUGUUCGCCGAUCCCCUCCCGCCUAUCCUCCAUGAUGCGACGGCAGUCUCUCUCGCUCCUCUCCGCGCAUCUCCGCCGUCUACAGCAGCAUAACGGCCACGUAUCAUCAUCUGACGCCACGAUCUCCCUCGCAUCGUCAUUGGAGCCCUCCUUACUAGAGCCUCCCUUAGUAGACUCUUCUCCAGAGCGAGGCCACGAAUCUGCGUCGCCGUUAUUCGCGCUCACCCGUUGGUGGAGUCCCCAAUUCGCGAGUAACCAGGCUUCGCCAUUCGCGUCGCCGACGUCGUUGCAGUCCGUGUUACAACUUCCUUCAGAGCCUUCCCCAGAGCGGAAUCGCGGAUCCGUCUCGCCGCUAUUCGCUCUGAACCAGACUCCCCGAAGACGCAAUCCCUCCGCCUUAGCAUGGUCGCACGGAGCGUGCUCCAGAUCGAUGGCUGUCAGCGUCUCGCCGGUGAACAGACGGUCAGAUGAGGCUUCCGGUUUUGGUCGGCCGAGCGUACUGCUGCGAGUGCCUACUAAGCAGCCAUUGAGAUUGAACCAGCUGCUCCUGUUGUCCGCGAGUUUCUCAACCGAUGCAUCUUCAGGCUCCCCACCGCCGCCCAUGCCGGCGGAUCUAGCAGCAGUGGUGGAGAGGCGCCUCUCGGCCGUCAUGGCUCGCCACCAGCAGCUGGAGGAGCUGCUUUCGCAGCCUGACACGUCAGCAGAUGACCUGGCGAGGGCAGGCAAGGAGAUGAGCGAGCUGGCGCCAGCUGUUGCGAUCGCACUGGAGCUGCAGAAGAAGACAAAGGAGCUCGAGGACCUGCACGCGCUACUAAGGGGUCAGGAGCAGCACUAUAAGGAGGACAAAGAAGGGGCAGAGGGGAAAACGGAAGGGGACAGGGAGGACGAUGAGGAGCUGAGGGCGAUGGUGGAGGAGGAAGCGGGGGUGGUGGGGAGGGCGAGAGAGGCGCUGCUGCGGAGUGCAGUGAGGCGGAUUCUGCCCAGGGACGAGGCGGACAGCCGAGGAUGCAUUUUGGAGGUCAGGGAAGGCACGGGAGGCGAUGAGGCAGCUCUCUUUGCGACAUCUUCCACAUGUAUCAGCGCUUCUGUGCUAAAAGGGGGUGGCAGUUUGAGAUUCUUGAGGUCACGGAGAUUGAAAAGGGCGGGUACAAGAUAUCAUAAAGGGUGUGUUGAGGAUAGAGUGGAGGCGAGUGCAAGCAUAUCAGGAGAUGGUGCAUUUGGGUGGCUGAAAGGAGAGAGUGGCGUGCACCGGGUGCAGAGAGUACCGACCACUGAGAAGGCAGGUCGGGUGCACACCAGCGCUGCCACUGUGGCCGUGCUUCCCCAGGCAGAUGAGGUUGACAUGUCAGUCCGGCAGGAGGAUCUGAGAAUCGACACAUACAGGAGUGGCGGGGCUGGCGGGCAGUCCGUGAACACCACGAGCAGCGCUGUGCGCAUCACCCACAUACCCACUGGCAUCGUGGUUGCCAUACAGGACGAGCUGUCACAGCACCAGAACAAGGCGAAGGCGCUCAAGGUGCUGCGGGCGAGGCUGUUUGACGCCCAGAGGAAGCAGGCAGAGGCGUCACGGUCUCAGUUGAGGCACGGGCAGAUCGGUUCUGGGGAUCGUUCGGAGCGCAUUCGCACCUACAACUUCCCUCAAGGGAGGAUAACGGACCACCGCGUGGGGCUCACCCUGCACUCACUGCCGCAGGUGCUGCAGGGUGAGGGCCUGGAGACGUUCAUAGAAGCGCUGGAGGCAGCAGCAGAGAAGGAGGCGAUUGAUGCUCUUGCCAAGGCAGACUAGGCGGAAGAAACUGGGGCAGAUUAAACUGGGUAGGAAGCUCUAUCUAGUCUAGUCCCUCAGCUCCUAGUGUCAGUCUUGGAGCAGCCCAUGGCACAUAAAAAGUAAGGCAGACCAUGGUUAGGGGGGCCUAUCAAGUCUCAACUCCCCUAUGAAAGAAUUUGAAAGGUGGUGCAGGAGACUAAGAAUAGAAUCUGCAGACACAAGUACUUGAAGUAGAAAGUAAUGUUGGGAGUACCUCCAAUACCAGCCAGUAUUAACAAGUUGUUGUCAAACAUAUAUUGUUUUGUGCUUGUAGAUUGUAUAGGUUUGUGCCAUAGAGGGUACAACUAGCUAGG